AAAAGCAUAUCUACUGACAGUUCCUCUGUUGCACCACCACUUGGAGAAGAGGACAAAUACAUUUUAACUAAGAAAAUGGUGGAGAAAGUCCGUCAGGUACCAGUGCUUCACAUGAUAUGCGGCCAAAUAGACAGCAAGAGAAUCGACCUGCAGGACGUCACGUUCUUUUACUUUAUGCGCACUAGCGACGAGGGUAUACCUUCCUUCGAUACUUAUGAAGAGUGCCUGAACGAGAUCACGAAUUACGUGGUGGUCGGCUCGCUUGACAGGAAAUUCUUAUCCUCUUUGAAUAGAAUACUAGUCAACGUAUUCAGACCGUUAGUGGAAAAUCAAUUCAGAAUGUCCGAUGUUCGCGAUCGAUGGCAAACCAAGAGUGCGGACGAUGGGAAACGAAAGAAAGUAGAUGUAGAAGCGCGAGCAGUGUUGAGAAGGCCAUCCCACUUCGUGACAGCGUCCACUUACGCAUCCCGACAGGACCUGGACGCAAAAAGAAAGGCAGAUGAUGAAGGAAACACCACAAUCUCCGCGGCCACUUUGCAGGACGAGAUCCCAAGGAGUCGGAAACAGAAGUCAAGUUUAAAGGGAUUCGACAGAAGAUCCGAACCAUCUAUUUCGGAGUCCAAGUCCAGCAAAUCAAUUAGUUCGAAGGAAAUACAAAAGCAGCCAGUGGGCGAGCAAAUCAAGAAAGAUAUUUUAGAUUAUCUUGAAAAUUUGAUUGAGAAGACGGAGUGGACAUUGGAGCAUGUCGAAGGCGAUAUCUUAUUGACGAUGCCGAAGAUACCAGAGCUGAACGAUCCUGCAACAACAGACGAUAUGUUGUUAAAAAAUAAAGAUAUUGUUGAACAAAUGGAAGAAGUAGUUAUGUCGUGGGAGAAACAUAUACAGAAGGUAAUGGAGUCGUACGAGAGCAAAGUACUUCCGGGGAAAGGACCAAUAGCGGAACAUCAAUACUGGCAGGAUUGUGAGACUGGGUUAACAAUAUUAGUUGAACAGUUAAAAAUGCCCAUUGUUAAGAGGAUUCUUGCCCUUCUGGAACAAGCGCUCUCGCCAAUCGCCCCUAGCUUCCACUAUUAUCAGACCGAACUCUGGAAGCAUUAUGUCGAAGCCAGAGACAACAAUAAGUUUAUUCAAACGCUGUUGAGAUACUUUAAGUUGAUUAUCGAGUCAGAUUCGUUCGAAUCUAUAUCGGAAUGCAUCCCGUCUCUGAUAGAGGGGUUGCGAAUGCUCUGGGUGUUGUCGAGUUAUUACUGCCGCGAAGAAAAGAUAAUGCUAUUGAUGGACCGAAUAUCGUGGCAGCUCUGCGAGAAUGUCAGACAGAAUUUAGCGAUCGUUUUGCUGUUUAAAAAACCUUUGGAAGAGAUUCUGGAGAAAACGAGCAUGGCCAGUGCGAUGCUGAGGCAAUGGAAACAAUCGUAUUUGAAGACCAGGCAGGAUAUUGAACUGUCGGGGAAGGGAGCUCGCUGGGAAUUUGAUCAGAAGCGUCUCUUCCAGAACACGGAGUAUAUCGCCGAGGUGUGCAGUGACCUUUACAAAAUCGCCGGUGUCCUGCAAGACUUCUACAACAUCUUUGGGCAUGAUCUAAAGUCUAUCAUAAACGAUCCGGCGCAAAUCGACGCUGUGAUAAAACGAGUAGACGCACUAGUAGUGCCGAUCGAAGAGGCCGACUUCGACAUCUUCAACGCGUUUAACAAGGAAAACUGGGAAGCACUGACCGCAUGGUUUUACGAGCAAGUAACGUUUCUAGAGGAUCAGGCCAAGUUCUAUAUCGACGAGUGCUUCAUGGUGUUGAUCAGCGCAGAGAACGCGCUGGAGAUGUUGCUCAAGUUCAAGUACAUGAAAACUCGAGACGCUAUUCAGCGCCAGUUGCUCCGAAAGUUCGAUGUCAUCAUGCAGCAGUUCAGCAAGGAGAUCAACGAUGUGGAAAACAUAUUUCAUCGUGGCAAAUGGCACCCGCCGUUGCUGACGUAUCACCCGCCGAUGGCGGGAGCGAUCUUCUGGGUGAAACAGCUGUUCCAUAGACUGCGCAGGCCAGUGUUGAUUUUCCAGGAAGUAGGCGAGUUGAAGCAUAGCGAGCUGAAAUUGCUCGCGUUCAGCCAAUACCUCGAUCUCGCGAAGAAAUUGAAGGAUUUUGGAGAAGCAAAAUUCAAUGCGUGGCUCGAUAAGGCGUUGUUGACAGUGACUACCAUCAUGAAGAAGAGCGUUUUAAGGAUAGUGCGAGUAGAACGGGAUACUCCAGCCACUUUAACUUUUCCGGAUGAGGAGCGAGCCGCGAAGGGGCUGAUGCACGUGGCGUCGAAAGCAAAGGGCAAAGAUGUGGGUUCUAUUCUGUCAACUCCACGCGGAUCCCUGCUGAAGAUGGACAACGUGAUGUCAAAACCCAGCGCAGAGAUCGAAGCUUCCGGUGCCGUGGGUUCUAAAAUCAUUUCUACGUUGCAACCACGUCCGGAAGUGAAGGCUGAUGUCAGAGGAUCCUCGUUGAAGGACGGCAAAACCUCAAGCGUGUCCUUGGACAAGCACGACGCUCGUGCAAAGAUCACCUGGCCGGAGUUCAUGAGCGGCGCUAUUCUGGUGGAGUGUCAGCUGCGCUUUCAGGUCAACUUCGACUGGGAGGUGUUCGAGGUCAUCAGAGAGGCAGAACUAAUGGAACAAUUGGGUUUCAAACUGCCCGCAACUAUUAGAGACGUCGGUAUUCAGAAGAACCGGCUGAGAACGGAUAUCGACGCCACCACGAAGAUGAUUAAUCAGUAUAACGACAUCCUAGAUACGAUGGACAGAGCCGAUUUACAGCUUCUGAAGCAGAGUCUGCAGGAUGUCGAGAAGCACAUUCAGCCUGGAGUAACGCGGUUUAAUUGGAAUUCCUUGAGCAUCUCAGAUUACGCAGCCACUUGCCGUCGGGUACUGAAGAACUUGAAUUCGAUUGUCGAGCAAGUCAAUCAGAUAAAGAAAGAGCUUGAUAACCGAAUAGAAUCUGAAUUGCAAUCGUACCAUCUGUUUUCUACGAAGAAGGAAGUCGCCGAAUCAGAGGUUCUCUUGCCAUGCAAGAGUUAUUUUACGGAAAUAAAAAAUCGACGAUCUGAGCUGGUGUCGUCAAUGUUGAAGACUUAUCAGUCGAUUAGUCCAAUGCUUGUGAAGCUGGAAAGCUUAGUGUUGGGUACCUCCACUGGAACAAGUCCAGCCAUGCAGCUCUUAUAUGAAAAAUACGAAAGGAAAAUCUUCUCUGCUUUUAUAAUCUGUAUGGUAAGAAACAUGGAAGUUCUAAACAAAAUAUUAAACAACACUAAACCGAUCUUCCAAGUAGACGCAUUAUUAAUAACAUCCGAAGUAAUAUUACGUCCGUCGCCCAACGAGAUCUAUAGCACCAUUUGUUACGAUGUGCGAGAUCUGCUCGAAAGACUGAAAAGAUUUUCCAGAUGGAUGAAUGGAACCUGUUUGGAGUGCAAACUGCAGAGGAGAGAACUGUCGGAGGACUUGGUCACUUUCAGUUUCUUCGAAGACGUGAUGAGUGUUCGAGUAAUUAACGAGCUCGUAAGAGCGGUUCACGACACGGCGUAUAGGAUCUCGUCGGAAUGCUCGCGAUACUUGUACAGAUGGAAGAAAUACAGCAACAUGUGGUCAUUUGACAAAAAUCUGGCUAGCGAGAAAUUCGCGGCGAUGAAACCUACGCUUUUACAAUACGACGAGAAGUUCACGUUUUACGAAGGCAUUCUGGAGGAGCUCGAAGAUAUGUCGUUCUAUUUCGACAUAAAUAGUGUACGGCUCAACCUGAAACCACUUUUAUCCGGUAUCGAGCGUCAAGCGAAGGAAUGGAAGCAAGCUUUAGGGAAUUACCUUCUGUCUGACACCGUAUUAGCUAUGAGUCAACUAAAAGCUCAAAUCGAAACUUUUCGCGGCGAGAUCGAACUAGUGGUCACCGGACUGGAUCGUUUCGUGUCGAUCAUGCAGGCGAUCGCCAACGUGAAAAAUACAGCGAUCCAAGCCGAGGUGCAAUUUCUUUGUUAUCAAGAGUGCUUUCAAACUAUGCGCGCCCACGGAAUUGUAUUUCUCUCAUCGGAUGAAGCGAUGGCGUACGAGCUACAACACGAUUGGGAGUCACUGUAUCUCGAAGCACUCUAUAGAGCUUCGACUUUGGACAGUACCAGCGACAAAUUUUCGGAGCUGACUCGAGAACAGAUCCAACAAUUCUUGACCGAAACCGCGAUGUUCGCCGAAGAUUUUGAGGCGCUCGGUCCCGGAAGCAUCGAAGACGAUCUGGAGUACGGACUGACGAAAAUGGAUGAAUAUGGCAUACAAAUCAACAAAUACGAGGAAAGGCGAUUGGAUUUGAUAAAGUUAGAAAACUUAUUCGACUUACCGUCCACCGACUACUCAACUCUCCUUAAGAUCAAGACGGAAUACGAGGGCAUGGAGGUGCUAUACAAUCUCUACAAGGAGCAGAGAAGCGCGCGGGAUGUCUGGGCGAAGACUCUGUGGGUGAAUUUGAAUCCCCAGCAGCUCAUCGAUGGUAUGGAACAUUUCAUACGGGAAUUCCGACUAUUGCCGAAAUCCAUCAGAGGUACAAAUGUCGGCCACGCAUUGGAGAUCAACAUGAAGAACUUCAAAAACUCGGUGCCGCUCUUCAUUGAGUUGAAGAACGAAGCUAUGCGCGAAAGACACUGGCAAGAGUUAAUGAGGAGGACCGGGCAGUAUUUUGAUAUGGACCCGGAAAGAUUUACCUUAGAAAAUAUGUUCGCUAUGGAGCUAGGGAAGUAUCAAGACAUUGCGCAAGACAUUGUGAUGUAUGCCGUAAAAGAACUUGCGAUAGAAAAAGGCGUGAAAGAAUUAGCGGAAAUAUGGAAAUCCAUGCAAUUCAACAUGGUAAAACAUUAUAAAGGUAUGGAAGAUCGUGGCUUUAUUCUUGGACCACUUGAUGAAUUGAACCUGGUACUCGAAGACAACAUGUUGACCGUGCACGGUAUGGCAUCCUCGCAAUUCAUCGGACCGUUCCUGAACGCCGUUCAAAAAUGGGAGCGCACAAUGCAUACGAUCUCAGAAGUUCUGGAAGUGUGGGUGGACCUCCAGCGAAAGUGGCUGUAUCUCGAAGGUAUCUUUGUGGGCGGUGACAUUCGCCUUCAGUUGCCGGACGAGACGAAAAGAUUCGACGAUAUCGAUCAGGCCUUCCAAAAAAUCAUGACUGACACGUCAAAGCGACUCAAUGUCUUAGAAUGUUGCACGAUUUAUGGCCGAAAGGACGAGUUCGAAGCUAUGAUAGCAGCCCUCGAAAGAUGCCAAAAAUCUUUGGCGGAAUACUUGCGUAAUAAACGCAUUGUAUUUCCGAGAUUCAAUUUUAUUAGUGACGACGAACUGCUGAGCAUUCUCGGCAGUGGCAGUCCUAUGGCAAUUCAAGAACACGUAGGAAAAAUGUUCGAUAAUCUCGAUAAAUUCGCAUUGGUGUCAGACAACAUGGACACAUUAAUGGCUACGGCCCUCAUAUCUUGCGAAAGAGAAGUUAUGGAUUUCAGAAAUCCCGUGUCCACAGAAGGUCAGAUCGAAAUUUGGAUGGGCUUGGCGCUGGAAGAAAUGAAGAGAACGAAUCGAUAUCUAACGAAGAAAGCGAUCUACAGUUACGGCAAGGUACGAAGACCGAGAACGCAAUGGAUACUCGAAUUUCAAGGAAUGAUGGUUCUCGUAGCCAAUCAAAUAUGGUGGACCGCAGAGGUCGAGAAUGUCUUCGACAAGAUAUCUCAGGGAAAUAAACGCGCGAUGAAAGAGUAUCUACAACAACUUAACACUCAAUUGGACGAAGUGGUGACGCUGAUGGGUACCGGCACGCUUACAAAUAAUGACAGAAAGAAGAUUGACAUGGUUUUGACCAUCGACGUCCACAUUCGCGAUAUUAUCGAGGGCUUUGUUAGAGACAGCAUUGUGGAUCCCACAGAAUUUGAAUGGGAAAGCCAAUUAAGAUUUUAUUGGGUUCAUGAUCUGGAUAAUGUAUGGAUGAACCAAUGCACAGGCACUUUCGAAUAUGGUUACGAGUAUAUGGGCCUUAAUGGCAGAUUGGUCAUUACGCCUCUGACGGACAGGAUAUACCUCACUAUCACACAAGCUCUCUCAAUGCACUUGGGUGGUGCACCGGCGGGUCCUGCUGGAACCGGAAAGACCGAGACAGUCAAAGAUUUAGCGAAAGCUCUGGGGCUCUUAUGUAUCGUAACUAAUUGCGGCGAGGGAAUGGACUAUAUCACAAUCGGGAAGACUUUAGGCGGUCUUGCUCAGUGCGGAGCAUGGGGUUGCUUUGACGAAUUCAAUCGCAUAGAUAGUUCUGUUCUCUCCGUUAUUUCAACCCAGUUGCAAACUAUACGCUCAGCACUGCAAGUUAAAGCUCAAAGAUUCAUGUUCGAAGCUCAAGACAUCGUGUUGGACUCGAAAGUGGGAAUCUUCAUCACCAUGAAUCCAGGAUACGCCGGGCGCACGGAAUUACCGGAGUCUGUUAAAGCCCUCUUUAGACCAGUGGUCUGCAUAGUGCCGGACAACGAGCUAAUAUGCCAGAUCAAGCUUUUCAGUGCUGGAUUUCUGACGGCAACGUUGCUGGCGAAGAAGAUGACUGUUCUCUAUAAACUGACAAGCGAGCAGCUCAGCAAACAAACGCAUUAUGAUUUCGGCCUGAGAGCUCUUAAAUCCGUACUUAAUAUGGCCGGCCAACUGAAAAGAACCUCCACUGACUUGCCCGAGAAUGUCGUGCUGAUGAGAGCCCUCAGAGACAUGAACUUACCUAAGUUUGUGUACGACGAUGUGCCGCUUUUCCUGGGUCUGAUUAAGGAUCUUUUCCCCGACUUAGACUGUCCUAGAAUGCGCUAUCCAGAGUUUAACGAUGCGGUUGAAGCAGUAUUGAAAGAACAUGGCUACAUUGUUUUACCUGAGCAAGUUGAUAAAGUCAUUCAAUUAUACGAAGUGAUGAUGACCAGGCAUUCGACGAUGAUUAUUGGUCCCACCGGCGGUGGUAAAACUGUGGUCAUCGAAACGCUAUGCAGAGCCCAGACGCACCUCGGUAAACCCACGAAACUGCAUAUUCUGAACCCUAAGGCUUGCACUGUCAUUGAAUUAUACGGAAUGCUAGAACCUACGACACGCGAUUGGAGGGAUGGACUUCUGAGCAGUAUUUUUCGCGAAAUUAAUCGCCCACUGGAUCCCGACAAAGAUGAACGAAGAUACAUACUUCUCGACGGAGAUGUCGAUGCACUGUGGAUCGAAAAUAUGAACUCAGUAAUGGAUGACAACAAACUGUUGACGCUGGCCAAUCAAGAAAGAAUCAAAUUGCAAAAUUAUUGCAGUCUGCUCUUCGAGGUAGGUGACUUGCAGUAUGCCUCACCUGCAACAGUUUCAAGAGCAGGUAUGGUCUAUGUAGACCCGAAAAACUUGGGUUACCAGCCGUAUAUGGACAAGUGGAUACAAGCUCAAGACAAAGCCGAUCAAGAUUUUCUGCGAGAAAUGUGCGAGAGAUAUGUGCACGGCUCGCUUAGGCUUAUUACCGAAGGAAUGUUAGGUCUUCAAGCAGUCGAACCUCUUCGGACAAUUAUCCCGCAAACUGGACUCAAUAUGGUAACUCAAUUUUGCUACGUAUUUGACGGCUUGCUGUCGUCGUUGAAAAAUGAACUGACAAGAAAAAAAUCGGAAGUCGACCGAGAGGAAGAGGACAAUUUGUUGGUGACGAAAGAAGAGCUCUGGGAGGCAAUGUACAUUCAAGCGUGCUAUUGGUCGUUCGGCGCAUCUAUUGUGGACGAGGCUCGCCCCAAGUACGACGAAUACAUAAAGAAGACGUGUGGGUUUAUACUGAUGCAAGACACGCCCGCUAAGCUGGCGACCGCUAGAUACAUGCCCGCGUCUUUCCCAACCAUCUACGAUUACAUAUUGGAUACUAAGAAAAAAGUUUGGAUAGCUUGGAAAUGGUUGGUACCGGCGUACCUUCACGACAGACAGAAAAACUUCUCGGACAUUUUAGUACAGACGAUUGAUACUCUACGUACUACGUGGUUCAUAGAUUUAAUGAAGAAUCUGCAGAGACCAGUACUGUUGGUCGGAGAGAUUGGCGCAUCAAAGACUGCCAUUAUUCAUGAGUUUCUAAGGAACUUGAAUUCCGAAAAAUACGAACAGCUCUUAAUUAAUUGUUCCUCGAGAACCACCUCGAUGGAUGUACAGAAGAAUCUCGAAUCGGCAGUGGAGAAAAGAUCGAGAGAAAUAUUCGGAGCACCGCCCGGGAAGAAAUUGAUAGUCUUCAUCGACGACAUGAACAUGCCGAUUGUGGAUAUUUACGGGACCCAGCAGCCCAUCGCGUUUCUUAAGCUACUGUUUGAGAGAGGCGGCUUUUACGAUCGCGAACGUGAUCUAAAUUGGAAGUAUUUGAGAGACAUCUAUUAUUUAGCAGCCAUGGGAGAACCCGGUGGCAGCAGAAACGAAGUUGACCCGCGGUUUAUCUCGAUGUUCUCGGUUUAUAACGUAACUCUUCCCACGAGCGAGACUCUCAAUUACAUUUACGGGAGUAUCUUAUCCGGACAUCUGCAAAUCUUUUCGGAGGCAGUUCAAUCUAUCGCGGGCGGACUCGUGCAACUGAUGUUGGAACUUUACGAGACAGUUAGGAAAGAACUGCUGCCGACACCGUCCAAAUUCCAUUACAUUUUCAACAUGCGAGAUCUCUCGAGAAUCAUGGCUGCAUUGCUUCAGAGCCAUCCGGAUUUCUUUCCAGACACAAAGCAGUUCGUUAGGCUCUGGAGAAACGAAAUCACCAGAGUCAUAUGCGAUCGUCUCGUUAGCGUACAAGACGAGAAUUUGGUCACCGAGCAACUAAGCGAAAAAAUACAGGAUUAUUGGGAGCUAGAACCCGAAGUGAUUCAAUACAGUUUAAGAGACCCGAUACUCUACGGCGACUACAGGAAUGCUUGCAACGAGGAUGAGCCUAGGUUUUACGAGGAUCUGUUGGAUUACGAAGCGGUUUACAGCUUGUUUCUAGAGAUUUUCGAAGAGUACAACGAGAGGAACAGAACCAAGUUGCACAUAGUUCUCUUCAAUGAUGCGCUUGGACACCUGACCAGAGUGCAUCGUGCACUUCGGAUGCAUCGAGGUCACGUGCUGGUCAUCGGCACGGGUGGCAGCGGUAAGAAAUCCGUGAUAAAAUUAGCAUCCUUCGCCGCCGGUUACCAGUUCUUCCAGAUCGUCCUGAGCCGCGGAUACAACGAAUCGUCCUUCCGCGAGGACAUGAAGAAUCUGUACAACAUGGUCGGCCUGGAGAACAAAAAGGUCGUGUUCAUGUUCACAUCCGCUCACAUCAAGGACGAGGGCUUUCUCGAGCUGGUGAACAGCAUGUUAACGGCGGGCCUCGUACCGGCUCUCUUCAAUGACGAAGAGAAAGACACGAUCGUCACUUCUUGCAGAGACGCAGCAGUGAAAGCAGGCUUCGAUGUCUCAAAGAAGAGCGUCUGGUCGUAUUUCGGCAAAACGUGCACCGCGAAUUUGCGGAUAGCGUUGGCGAUGAGUCCAUCGGACGACGCUUUGCGAACGCGAUGUCGCAAUUGUCCCGGCUUGAUCAACGACACCACCAUAGACUGGAUGUUUCCGUGGCCGCAGCAGGCUCUGGUAGCGGUAGCGAACGUUCUUCUCAGAGAUAAUCCGAUCGUGCCGCAGGAAUACAAGGAAGUGAUUGUAAGUCACAUCGUGUAUGUGCAUACAUCCGUAUUGCAAUAUACGGUGGACUUCGCAACGAAGCUGAGACGACGAAAUUAUGUCACCCCGAGACAUUUCCUGGACUUUAUCGACACUUAUUUGAAACUGUUGAUAGAGAAGAAGAACUUUAUAAAUUCACGCUGCGCGCGCCUUUCCGGAGGAUUGCAGAAGAUCAUGGAAGCAUCGGUGACUUUGACGAAACUAAAUAAAGUGUUGGCCGAGCAGAGAAUUAAAGUGGGUGAUCAAACGAGAAGCUGCGAACGGCUGCUCGCGUCUAUCGGCGAGAGUACAGACGUUGCAGUGGAGAAGAAGAAUCUGAGCCAAGAGAAGAGGAAGGAGAUUGAAGACAAGAAGAAAAUGAUUGCCAAGGAGGAGACUGAAGCCAGGCAGGUCUUAGCUGAAGCCCAACCGGCUCUCGACGCGGCCAAACUUGCAUUGGGCGAACUCGAGAAAGCGGAUAUCACCGAGAUAAGGUCCUUCGCCACUCCACCUGAACCGGUUCAGAUUGUUUCGGAAUGCGUCGCGAUACUGCGGGGCGUCAAAGAGGUGUCGUGGAAAGGAGCGAAAGGCAUGAUGAGCGAUCCUUAUUUCUUGAAGAACUUGCAGGAGAUGAACUGCGACCAAAUCACUCUGCGGCAACAGCAAGCGGCACGGGCGCAUUUAAAGACGACGGACAAGCUGGAUCAGAUGCAAGUCAUCAGCAAAGCGGGAUACGGCUUAUACAAAUUCGUACUUGCUGUUUUGGAUUAUUGUGUUGUUUAUAGAGAGGUGAAACCGAAGAUUGAUAGAGUUCAGGCGCUCGGAGCAGAGUCUGAGAAAGCCAGGCGCGCGUUAGAAAGAGAAGAACGGGAAUUAAAACGAUUAGAAACAACGAUCCAGGAAUUGAACGCGAAAUACAAUGUUGCAAUGGCUGAGCGACAGAAUCUUCAGGAUGAAACAGACUUGUUGCAACGACGACUUAUGGCCGCCGAUAAGCUCAUUUCCGGAUUGUCCUCCGAGAAUGAACGGUGGCGAAAGGAUCUGCAAGUUCUUCAAGACGACAUGGAGAAGAUCACGGGAAAUUGCUUGCUCGCAGCGUCUUUUCUGGCCUACAGCGGUCCCUUUUCCUACGAGUUCAGAAACGAAAUGUACAGCGAUUGGCAGAAGAACAUCUUGGAGAAAGAGUUACCUUUAUCGAAGCCAUUCAAGCUGGAAGCGCAACUGAGCGACGACGUUGAAAUUAGCAGAUGGAACUCGGAAGGUCUACCACCAGAUGAGUUAUCCGUGCAAAAUGGCAUACUGACCAUGAAAGCGUCCAGAUUUCCGUUUUGUAUCGAUCCUCAGCAACAAGCAUUAAAUUGGAUAAAGAAGAGGGAGCAGAAGAAGAACCUGAAGAUCCUCUCGUUUACGGACACGGAUUUCUUGAAGCAAGUCGAACUGGCUGUCCAAUAUGGCCUGCCCGUGCUUGUCCAAGAUGCCGACGAGGUCGAUCCUAUCUUGAAUAACGUCUUGUCGCGAAAUAUCCAGACUGCUGCAGGACGAACUUUUGUUAUUCUCGGCGGCAAGGAAAUAGAUUAUGAUCCACGAUUCCGAAUAUAUCUGACAACGAAGGCGACCAAUCCGAUGCUGGACCCUGCCUUGUAUGCCAGGGCGGUCGUUAUUAAUUACAUGGUCACUACAGCGGGCUUGGAGAACCAGCUUCUGUCGGUGGUAGUAAGAACUGAAAGACCAGACAUUGAGGAGCAACGUGAGACGUUAAUCUUGGAGACAAGCGAGAACAAGAAUCUGCUGCAGCAACUGGAAGACAGUCUCCUGCGCGAGAUUGCUACGGACCAAGGCAGUAUGGUGGACAACAUUGAGCUGAUCGAGACCUUGGAGAGCAUCAAGUCCAGCGUCAAUGAAGUGAUGAACAAGCUGAGGCUCGCGGAAGUCACUUCAGCUGAUAUAAACAAGCUUCGCGAAAACUAUCGCCCGGUGGCGGAACGGGGCGCGAUUCUUUUCUCCGUGCUGGUCGACAUGGCCACCGUAAACCCCAUGUAUCAGUACUCCCUGAUCAGCUACGUCGAGGUGUUUAUUCACUCGUUGAAGAGAUCGUUACCAGACUCGGUGGUCAGCAAACGAUUGAGAAACAUCAUCCCGAUGCUGACGAAGAACGUCUACGACUAUGGCUGCACUGGCAUCUUCGCGCGGCACAAGUUGCUCUUUUCUCUGCAAACUUGCAUGAAGAUAGAGCAGAGUAUAGGCAAUGUGAAUCAAAAGCAGCUGGAUUUCUUCGCCAAGGGCAGCAUGGUACUGGAGAAAUCACCUAAAUCGAAUCCUACUACAUGGCUGCCUACAUCAGGUUGGGAGGAUAUUCUCAAACUGGCGAGCGAUUUUUCGGAAAAGUUUGAACAGCUUCCGGAAGAGCUACGCGAUUUCGAGGAUGAGUGGAAGAAGUUGUACGACUCGGACACGCCAGAGAUAGAGGAACUUCCUUGCGACUAUAACGCACGAUUGACAUCAUUCGAGAGGCUGAUGCUGUUACGCUGCUUCCGCGUAGACCGUGUCUAUCGCGGUAUAAUUAAUUAUAUUACUGAGAUCAUGGGCGAGCAAUAUAUCACGCCGCCUCACGUGAGUUUCGACAUGAUUUUCGAGGAAAGUACACCGACCAUGCCCGUGGUCUUCAUUCUCAGUCCGGGUUCAGAUCCCACUUCAGAGCUGAUGAAAUUAGCCGAUCGGUACGGUUGCGGCGGAGGAAAGUUUAAAUAUCUCUCGCUCGGUCAGAGUCAAGACAAGGUCGCGAUGGAGUUAUUGAAAACAGCGAUGACGAGAGGUCAAUGGCUGAUGCUUCAGAAUUGCCAUUUGCUGUUAUCCUUCACGAAGAAUCUGGAAAAGGUCGUGGAGAACCUGGAAAAGCCCCAUCCCGACUUUCGCUUGUGGCUCACUACGGAACCCACCCCUCAUUUUCCAAUCGGAAUACUUCAGCAAUCUUUGAAGGUGGUGACGGAGCCGCCGAGUGGAUUAAAGCUAAACUUGCAGAACACGUACUUCAACAUGCGGCCGCAGCUCUUGGAAAGUUGUCCUCAUCCUCUUUACAAACACUUAAUUUACGUCCUGGCGUUUUAUCACGCAGUUAUCCAGGAGAGAAGAAGGUAUGACAAAAUUGGAUGGAACAUAAACUACGAUUUCAAUGAGUCAGAUUUCAAAGUGUGUAUUACUAUCUUGGACACUUAUUUGACGAAGGCACUGGCAACGAAAGAGUCUAAAGUACCGUGGAACAGUCUGAAAUAUUUAGUUGGCGAAGUGAUGUACGGCGGAAGAGUGAUAGACAGUUACGAUCGUCGCGUCUCUUACACAUACAUGGACGAGUAUUUCGGCGAUUUUCUCUUCGACGAGUUUCAACCGUUUCACUUUUACAAGAACGACUUGGUCGACUACGUGAUACCGCCGGAAGGGAAUCGCGACGCUUACCUGCGAUUCAUCGACGAGCUUCCGCUGGUGAACAGUCCGGAGGUGUUCGGGCUGCAUCCAAACGCCGAGAUUGGAUACUUUACGCAGGCAAUUAAGAGAAUAUGGAGGCAUCUCAUAGAACUUCAGCCGCAAACAGCCGUGAGCGUCACUGGUGUCAGCAAAGACGAAUUCAUCGAUAACGUAGCGAAGGAGAUCCUGACCAAGAUACCCGCGCCAUACGAUAUUAGUAAGGUCAAGAGAAAUUUUGGCGUGGCCGUGACACCGACCGCAAUCGUUCUAUUUCAAGAAUUGAAGAGAUUCAACAAAUUAAUAGAAACGAUUACGAGGACGUUGAACCAACUGAGAAAGGCUAUCGCCGGCGAGAUCGGGAUGGACGCGGUGCUGGAGAACAUUUCCGUGGCGCUUUAUAACGGUACCCUGCCCAAAGAAUGGGCCAGAGUGGCGCCGGACACGCGAAAGAACCUUGCCGGCUGGAUGGGCCACUUGCAGAAAAGGAUAGACCAAUACACAAACUGGUCCGGCGCGAACGAACCCGUGGUGCUCUGGUUGUCCGGGUUGCAUGUCCCGGAAACUUAUCUGGCGGCUCUGGUGCAAAUGGCUUGCCGCAAGAAUAAUUGGCCCCUCGAUCGUUCCGUCAUUUACACGACGGUGUCCAAGUUCUCCAAGCCCGACGAUGUUGAGGAGAGACCCGAUCAGGGGUGCUACGUGUACGGAUUGUAUUUGGAAGGCGCUAGGUGGGACAUCGAGGAACAUCGUUUGAAAAGAUCGCAUCCGAAAGUUCUGAUUGAAGAGCUGCCGAUAUUGACCGUUGUACCUACUGAAGUUCACAGAUUGAAGCUACAGAAUACGUUUAAAGCUCCCGUAUACACGACGUCGAGCCGGCGAAACGCCCUCGGCGUUGGUUUAGUCUUCGAAGCAGAUCUGGCGACCCCAGAACACAUUUCGCAUUGGAUACUUCAGGGUGUUUGUCUAGUGUUAAAUACAGAUUAAAACGGUCCUCGAGACCAACGAAACAAGAGCCGCUAGAUUUUUCAGUAUAUAUCACGUAUUCUAGUCUACUAUUAAUUAAUUAUGCUCACAGCAUAAAGACGACUAUUGAUAACUAUUCUCAACUGUCGUAAUUUAAAAGAUUAUG
Messenger RNA from Vollenhovia emeryi, 14251 nucleotides. It is a transcript of the gene Dhc98D, whose product is annotated as dynein heavy chain 10, axonemal. NCBI's taxonomy places the organism in Eukaryota, Metazoa, Arthropoda, Insecta, Hymenoptera, Formicidae. Gene Ontology annotation, cellular component: dynein complex. Gene Ontology annotation, molecular function: dynein intermediate chain binding; ATP hydrolysis activity; ATP binding. The transcript is spliced from 49 exons. Bases 76 to 14106 code for a protein of 4676 amino acids. The record is from RefSeq and is a predicted model, not a curated record. Gene Ontology annotation, biological process: microtubule-based movement.